Molecule: messenger RNA, 813 nt
Organism: Chaetomium globosum CBS 148.51
Lineage: Eukaryota; Fungi; Ascomycota; Sordariomycetes; Sordariales; Chaetomiaceae
Exons: 4
Coding region: 1-813 (270 amino acids)
Source: RefSeq, a predicted model, not a curated record
AUGGUGGCGGGGCCGGAUCGGCCGUUCCGUCUCGCGCCGGGCCGCGGUGCAGGGGUAGGCGGCGUUGGGAGGUGCAGGGUAGGUCAGUUGGGAGGUGGGAGGUGCAGGAAAAGGCGGGUUGGGAGGUGCAGGGUAGGUCGGUUGGCCCGCAGGAGGUGGAGGUGGGAGGUGCAGGGUAGGCGGGUUGGGGAGGUGCGGCCACCGAGCCUUCGCGGCGGUCCGUUGCACCUUUGUACGUGGUCGCGGGCCAGCGAGCCCAUUUCUAGCAAAACGCAUACAAAUGCGUUUUGCGGGAUUGAGAAAUCCACCCCAGAGCCCGCCGGCCCGUGCAAGGCACUGCGCCCUGGUCGGUGGGUAUAUGAGAAGGGAGAAGCCAGAGCAGCCAGAGCAGCGAAGGCAGCCAGCAACGGUGCCCAAGGGUACUACUGGUUGGCUUCCACGGCCCUGGCGGGCAUGCGCGGCCCUCCCCCUCGUUUUGUGCGGGUCCGUUGCACCUUUCCUUCGCAGGCCGCUGACGGUCCCAUUUCUUACAUCGCCGCCUUCGCGUGGUGCCCUACGGUCUGCCGGGGUACCGACGAUUGCGGCGAGCACCACCCCAGCACCGCUGCUGCCCUGGCGCAUCCGCCCGGGGGCCAGCGCGGCAUCUGGGAAGACUCCAUUCAGGCGCAAGGGAAUACCCCAUAUGCGCCGAGGGGUGGGCUAUGUGGGUGUUUGGCGGUUCGCCAUACCUGUUCAAAGCCACCGGGGGUACCUACCGGUUGGGGACGCCUCAGGGCUGAACCUCCCGGUCGGGCCUCCUCUUGGGGCGCUUAG